UCAUAUCUCAUAUUUAUCGAUAAAUCCGUUCAUCUAUUUCUGAGACUCUGUAUCUAUGACGCAAACUGUAAAUGCGCAUUUAAAAGCAUUACUACAUACAUGUGCAUUUAAAAGCACAUUUAUCGAUACAAGUGAGAUAUGAAUGCUAAAGUCUCAUUUUUUUUUUACUGUAGCAAAGCAUAUUAUUAACUAUCAUCAAUUUUAAGCAUAGCAUUUAUCAUUAUCUCUCUCUUUCUCGCUCUCUCUCCAUCUUCCUUCCUUUGUGUGUUUAUGCAACUUGAAGUUAUCGUAAACAAAAAUGAAUAAUUAUAGACAAUUACAGGUAGUGUCGAAUCAACUUAUGACAUCAGACCAUAAGAGGAGUAUCAGAUCACGAGUUGACAAUUACGAUUGACGGCUGCCCAGUUUUCUAUUUCAGCCAAUUACGAUGGACUCGCUACAUCGUGAUUGGUUGAAGUAGAACCGGGCAAUCGUCAAUCGUAAUCAUCAAUCUGUAAUCUGUUACGGGCAUUAAAUAAUAGAGAGAGAAAUCGGAAUACUUUUGAGAAUGAGUCGUGUAGAGUAUUUCGAUAAUGUGUGGCGAAAAAAAUCUGAUUCUUAAAUUUCUCAAAUUGAUUAGGAGCGCGACAUCGAUUAAAUCCCAAUGACCUUUCGCGUGCUGCGUCAAGUCACAAUUCAAAGGUCGACUUCUCGCUCCACUUCUCGCAACAUCUCGGACUGCUAUCGCGACACCGAAUACCGCUCUCUAUGGCAUAAUCUAACAAAGAAUUUCUCUCUCUUUUGUAUUCAAGAAUGGCUGAACAAAACAACGGUGUACAACAAGCACAUUAUUGUGCGCGCCUUAGACCUCCGGCCGAAAAAUGUUCCGCUCAUUACCGUGUCGAAUCAUCACAGUUGCUUCGACGAUCCGGGUAUAUGGGCGACCCUGGACUUCAGACACUCGUGGAGCCGACGUAAGGUACGAUGGUCGCUCGCCGCGCAUGACAUUUGUUUCACGAAUGUCUGGCAUUCCUACUUUUUCAUGCUCGGCAAGUGCAUACCCAUCGUCCGAGGAGACGGCGUAUAUCAGGAAGCUGUGGAUUUCUGCAUCGAAAGGUUGGCUCUUGGCGAGUGGGUGCAUGUCUUCCCCGAGGGAAAAGUCAAUAUGUUUAAGGAAGAGAUAAGGUUGAAAUGGGGCGUGGGUAGAUUAAUAUUAGAAUCACCCAUCACGCCUAUCGUAAUUCCUAUCUGUCAUCUCGGUAUGGAUGAAGUACUUCCCAACGAACCGCCGUAUAUGCUUAAAGUGGGAAAAAGAGUUACCAUGAAUUACGGUGAGCCCAUAGACUUCAGCGGAUUGCUGACCGAAUUGCGGGAAUCAAAAGCAAGCGAGAUGGAUGCGCGAAAAGCGAUAACUGAUCGUAUUCAGCAAGAGCUUUCCAGAUUGAAAGCAACAACCGAAAAGCUUCAUGUUAAGUUAUGACGAAGAUUAUGCCUUUUUCGUCAUCCCUCCGUCUAGCCUUAAUUUGCCAAAAAUAUAAAGAGAAAUUGAUAUCAACAAAAGUGAGAUUGUAUGUAAACAUAAAUUCGUAUGAAAUUAAUUUUUUUUUUAAUGCGUACUUUGUAAUAAUAUAGUAGUAUUUUUGACAAUACUGAGUAAUAUAAGUAUCAAUUGUAUUAGAAGUUCUGCGAAUUAUGACGUUUAUAUCGUCUUUUAAAUUAUUCCUCGUAACUCUUCGAGAGAUCACUUGAUACGCCUACACAAAAUACAUCUAUAAAGUUAUGCACUUGCUUCCGCAAUUUUAUAUAUUUUUCUAUUCAUAUAAAUUGAGAGCUGUUUAAGUGAUUUAUUGAAAUCUCUUCACGAG
This is a messenger RNA of Acromyrmex echinatior (Panamanian leafcutter ant), 1844 nucleotides long. RefSeq names its product tafazzin, phospholipid-lysophospholipid transacylase (gene Taz). Gene Ontology annotation, molecular function: 1-acylglycerophosphocholine O-acyltransferase activity. NCBI's taxonomy places the organism in Eukaryota, Metazoa, Arthropoda, Insecta, Hymenoptera, Formicidae. The record is from RefSeq and is a predicted model, not a curated record. Gene Ontology annotation, biological process: cardiolipin acyl-chain remodeling; inner mitochondrial membrane organization. Gene Ontology annotation, cellular component: mitochondrial membrane.